AUGGCGCAGAGCCCGCAGCUCACCGCCGGGGGGCAGCUGCCUCAAUACGCCCCGCAACAGAACGGCUCCCGUCCUGGGAGCGCAGCAUCACACACCCAGAACCGUGCCGGCGCAUCCUCAAAUUCACCACCCAUCUUCCCUUAUGCGCCGCAGCAGCAGCCUUCUGCUCCAACACCAUCGCCGCCUGCGCCGAAGCAAACGUCGGUGCCUGUCCCGGUGCCAGGACAGCCGGCGGUGAAUGGGACUCCGGCGGCUGCCGGAGAGCCGCCCAAGAUCUCGUCUGAUGUGCCCAAACCUGCGCAGGAGUCGGCCUCUCCUGCCUUGAGCAACGGCCAGACGCCAUCCUCGGAGGAGAUUGCAAAGUCGCAGAAGUUCUCGGAGGACUACACGAAGCUGUGCACCCUCAUUGCCGAGUGUGACGAAGAUGCAGUCCGUCGAGCGGUUAGAGAUAACUUUGAAAAGUGUCUUCUGGGCUCCCACUAUCACAUGGCAUUCAUCAUGAACGUCGCCAUGCACCGUGCAGACGGUGGCAUCCUGAAAAGAGCAAUCAGAGACUUUGGCCAACGCAUAGUCUCAGAAGGAAAGGCCGACCUGGUCGGCUGGUUGAAGCCGGCAGACCUGGACGAGCUGGCGGACAACAUCCUCAGCAAGGCCAGCGACCAGUUCCUCGACAAGGCCCUCGUCACGCGGCUGCCCAAGAUCGAAGCCCGGCGCCUGGUUAAUGCCCUCGCCCGGGCGAAUCGCCUCGGGUACGACGCCAACGACAUUGUCGAGAACGAGCACGUCAUCCCUACCGCUCCCGCCCAGAGCUCGAUGCAAAGGCCACCCGCACCGGGCCCGCCUCCGCCUCCACCGCCGGCGGCGGCAGCGGCUCGGCCGGUCGGUUUCCAUCAGCCCAUGACGCCGGCGUCCAUUCAAGCGGAGGCACCACCCCCACACAGGCUGAAUCCCAUGAAUGUGGUUGUACCCAAGGCGCCCCAGAAUAUGGACAGGCCGGAGUGUACCUUCUGCCAUCGCAUCUUUGGCAACGUUGAAUCAUGGACUCAUCAUGUCAAGAAGAGGCUGUGUCUGAGACCACUUGUUGCCCUCGGCAACAGCGACCAUCUUCUCCUCUGCCCUCAUUGCGGCCAGUCGUUCAACGGACACGCUGGAUUGCAGUAUCAUAUGAUGAACAAGGUCUGCGGCGACUUUGGCCCGGUGUCCAAGGAGAUGGUCCAGAAUGUCAAGACCAUCCCUGGAGCUGCUGCCUCGUCCUACUCCGCUCCCGGGGCUCCAGGGAUGGUCUCGAAGAAGCGCCCACGUGUUGAAUACUACACCGCCUCCCAAAGUCAAAGUCCAGCACCUAGUCAAGUUCCCCAGGUGCAGGUGCAGACUCCCCAGCACCAGUCCAUGUCCCAAGUCCCGACAUCGACGCCCCAGUCAUCGUUCCCCAACAACCACCAACCGGCUCCUCUCGGGACCCCCCGUGCGAAAGAUAUGGCCCAUCUCACGGGGCCCCAGAUCGAAGCUCUUCUCUCGGAGCUGAGGCGAGCUGAAGAGGACUUCAAGUUCAAGAUCGCCGAUGCGAAGAAGCUCGGCCUGACGGAGGAGGACACCACCAAGAAGCUCACAAGCUUGCGCAACUCCUUCGCUUGCAAGCAGAGCACCAUCCGCAAGAAGUACGGCAUCAAGCUUCGGGAGCGUCGCGGCCGCGCUGAGAUGGAAGCCGAGCGGGACAUGAUGGGGUACGGCUCAACUCCCCGCAUGGGAACCCCGGCAUCCUCCGACAAACACGCGGACAAGCGCGCGCGCGUCAACGGCGCUGGAGACGCGAGCGUCACACAGUCGCAGGAGCCGCCCUCGCAGAGCACGCCGAUCAAGCAGGUUGCCGUGGCCGAUAUAGGCGGCGGGCUGACGGGCUCGAACGCGACGGCGGCGACGGAGGACCCGACGAUGGCGUCGCAGCCGACGUCGUCGUUCCAGCAGGGGUGUUAUCGCGUGCAGACGUACGAGCCCGCCAAGAAGACAUCGCCGACGAAGGUACCAGGCGGGUCUAUGACGGCGCAGGAGCUCCUGCGGCAGAUGAACGGUCCUAUUGAGAUCGAUAGCAGCAGCAGUAGCUCUGAGAGUGAGUCAUCAGAUUCGGACUCGGACUCUGGCACGAAAGAGGAUGGGGACGGGCCGGGACUCAAGGCUGAGCAGCGAUGA
Messenger RNA from Colletotrichum siamense, 2187 nucleotides. RefSeq lists its product as uncharacterized. The transcript has 3 exons. Lineage: Eukaryota; Fungi; Ascomycota; Sordariomycetes; Glomerellales; Glomerellaceae. The record is from RefSeq and is a predicted model, not a curated record. The coding region runs from base 1 to 2187 and encodes 728 amino acids.